AUGAAGAUACUGAUUGCAUUUGACAAGUUCAAGGAUUGUAUUGGUUCGAAGGAGGUUGGUGACUUGUUGGCAAAGUCUAUUGAAUCUAGUUGGCUGGAGCAGACUUGUUCCCUUGAUAUCGAUGUGAUCUCUAUUAGUGAUGGAGGUGAAGGCUUCCUCAAAUCAUUGACACUUCCCCUUGAUCUCACUAUACAACGUUGCAUUGUAACAGGACCUCUUGGCAAUAAGAUUGAGUCAAUGUAUGGAUACAAUAAGGAUAGUGGCAUUGGUGUUGUUGAGAUGGCUUUGGCUUCUGGUAUUGAGCUGGUACCAUCAGAGUCAAGGAACCCUCUGAAUACAACUACAAAGGGCACAGGCGAACUGAUAUCUCAUGCGAUAAACACGAAUGGAUUGAAAAGGAUAAUCAUUGGCGCAGGUGGAUCAGCCACCAACGAUGGUGGACUAGGUGCACUCAAUGCACUUGGUGUCAAGGUCACUCUGAACAAUGGUGAGCAACCUGAUACAAUAUAUGGGAGACACCUUGAGCAACUCGAGUCAGUCGUUAUUGACAACGAUCUCCUGGAACGUCUCAAAGGUGUAACAUUCGAGUUCUCGACUGAUGUCGUGUCACCAUUCGUCGGACCCAAGGGUGCUGUGAACAUCUUUGCCAAACAAAAGGGUGCCAGCUCUGAGGAACGCGUACGUCUCGAGCGUGGAAUGAUCAACUUGAACAAACUGUUUCCAGUGGACAUAAGUCAGGUUGAAGGCACUGGGGCUGCUGGUGGUCUGGCCGGCGGCUUCGUAUCCAUAUUCAACGCGCGCAUAAGGAAGGGCAUCGACUAUGUCUGUCAACUCAUCAAUGUAGAGGACAAGAUCAAGCAAGCUGACAUUAUCAUCACAGGCGAAGGAUGUUUUGAUCGAUCAUCAUUAGAGGGCAAGGCUGUAUCAAAGUUCUUGGACUAUGGCAGGCAAAACCAGAAGAAGGUUAUAAUAAUAUGUGGAGUUAGGAAGGAUAAUGACAAUGAUGAGCAUGAUGCGGACAUCAAGUUGGAGAAAGAUAUAGAUAUUGGACAUGGAGCAACAGCUAUAUUUGAUCUGGUUUCGAGAUAUGGUCGCGAUGAAUCGAUGCACAACAUUGGACAGUGCUUGGAUAGGCUGGUGGCCAGUGACUUGAUUAAAUGCAUCGUUGAGGCACCAUUGUAG
Messenger RNA from Acytostelium subglobosum LB1, 1182 nucleotides. RefSeq lists its product as hypothetical. The transcript is spliced from 3 exons. Bases 1 to 1182 code for a protein of 393 amino acids. The record is from RefSeq and is a predicted model, not a curated record. Lineage: Eukaryota; Evosea; Eumycetozoa; Acytosteliales; Acytosteliaceae. Gene Ontology annotation, molecular function: glycerate kinase activity.